CAAAGCAAAGGCGGCUGGACAAAGAAAACAAUAAGAUAAAAAUAUAACGAAAGUGUAUUUAAAAUAUUUCGUUAUGUUUUGAAGUUGAUAUUUUCUUUUUAAACAACGUUUAAUUUUAGUAUGCUGAGGUUGGUUUUGCAGGAGCAGAAGCCAGAGUUCAGCAAAACAACAAACAUGGCACCUCUUCUGUACGAUGCACCCAGAUAUUUACGUUCUCAUUUCCUUGAACUGACUAUUAAGUGACCGUAAAUAUUUUUUUCACGUUUGCCAUGUUACUGCGGUUUUCCCAAAUUAUGGCUCUUCUCUUGUUUUCAAUUUCUUGCACAGGUGGCAAUGCCAGUGUUACGGAAAUUUAGAACCCUCGGUAAUUUCAACCCACAGGACCCUUCUCGACGGAUGAACCCUCCUGAAGCAGUAGUCUAUACAUCCGUUUGUCUAACCAGAACGAGGGUUAUGAUGCCCAUUGUCAGUUACUUACCUGCCUCAAGGUAGCCAUCAUGAAAAGGGGUAAAUUUUCUACAGCAAGCUGGAAUCAAAAACCCUCUUCUCUCAAUUUCACUCUGCACACUGCCCCUUUACUGUCAAAGCUGUUUGGGCAAUUCUUUUGGAAACCCUUGGCUAUAUGUGUCUGCACUAGCACUGAUUGAGUUCUUAUGUUGGUCUGGAGAUAUCUGGCACGAAAUGCAACCAAACCCAAGAACUCUCCAUGCCCAUGGAAUGUUGCUCCUCACCCAUUCUCAAGAACAUUCAAUAAAUUUUUACAGCGGUAAAAUUCAAUGUGUGGUUUUCAAUGUUACUGCCGCUGGUCAAGUUAUACAUUUGAUGUACUUUUUAAUAUGGUAUUUUUUUCUCUCUCUGUUGUGAUUUACUUUGAUUGGUUUCUUUUCUCAUCAAAAUCUUGGGCAUCCUUAAAAUUCCCUCUAAAAACUCCAUUAAAUAAUUUGGUUUUAAGAAAUAGUCAUUUUUGCCUCAUGAUUUACCUACUUGCAUUAUAUGCAUUGUAUCCCAAGGAGGCCCUGUAUUGGGGCUGUUUCAUUCCCAACUUAUGCGUCCCUGGUUGUUUUUCAUAACAACAACAACAACUUGGAAAACAGAUGGUGUUUUUGAGACGUAUUAAUUCUCUAGGGGGAAAUUAAAUGCCCUGUUUUACACUGUAAUGCAGAGGGUUGACUUGAAUUUAAAAGAAAUUUCAAGUGGAUUUGUAUCAUUAAUCAGUUUUAUCACUUUUCUCAGGGUGUUUUAAUUUUUUAUAGACACAUCCUAAACUAUGAAUACUUUGUGGAAAAUUUCUUGUUUUACCUCGUACGGAUUGAAAUACAGUAGAGGGAGAGAGCUGCACUGGCCCCUGGCUUUCCCUAAUUUCUCAGACGUUAUCAUUGGGGUGUGCUUUUGAGUGCUUACUGGAAGAAUCUAUUUAAAAGUUCGCGCCCUAGUUACGUCUCCACCUUCCUGCCCCCUCCACUUGGACAGCACGCACUAUCUUUUGUUUCCCGCUCGUUUCUUCAUUUCCGGCCUUUGUUCUGACCCGACUUAUUGGAAGAGACAAAGAAUAAAGCGGAUUCCUUCAGAGUAUUCUUUGGUUGUCGUUAAUCGUGUUGGAAAAUGAGUAGUUUUAACCAUAUGCCUUAUUUACAUGUUCCACCGCCUUUGGUGCGACCAGCUAUGGGGUCUUUGGAAGCACCUCCAAUUCCACCGCCUAUGGUGCGACCAGCUAUGGGGUCUUUGGAAGCACCUCCAAUUCCACCGCCUAUGGUGCGACCAGCUAUGGGGUCUUUGGAAGCACCUCCAAUUGUGCCUUCUCAUUUACAAGGAAAUGUCUACAGUAUUGAGCAGCAGCAGGACAAUUAUCUGUACAACAUGAUGGCAUGCGCAUCAGAGAUGGCUGUGAAGAAGGUAUGUGUCAUUGAUGAAAUCUACGUUACUCAUUUAAGAUCACCCUAUUAACAUGAAAAAGUCACUCUCAGCCAAUCUCAGUUUCUGACUGUCAAAGUGGGUCUUUUCCCGCCUAAAUUUUGACUUUUCUUUCAAAAUUUAGGAAGAAAUGAAGUAUUUACUGU
This is a messenger RNA of Frankliniella occidentalis (western flower thrips), 2057 nucleotides long. Its product is annotated as YLP motif-containing protein 1-like. The coding region runs from base 1603 to 1944 and encodes 113 amino acids. The record is from RefSeq and is a predicted model, not a curated record. Lineage: Eukaryota; Metazoa; Arthropoda; Insecta; Thysanoptera; Thripidae. The transcript is spliced from 5 exons.